AUGUGGACCUCCUUCUCGUGUAGCAGCAGUCCCCUCCUACUUCCCCGAGACCUAGGCAGGCACUUUAACUAGGAGUUGCAGUCAAUCAGAGUGGGAUCUUUAACUGCGCUUUCCACGGGGUCUCUUCGCCUCAGCCCACCACAUACACACUCACUGCAGUCAUGCAUGCGUGCAUAGGCCAACAUAUGGAGUACUACUUCCUUCUGCUCUGGAUCUGCAGCCAUCUGUUAGGAUUUCACGACUGCUUUAAUAUUGACAUAACAAAACACCGGAUCAUCAAAGGUCCAAAGCAAGCCCAGUUUGGAUACACGGUUCAGCAACAUGUUGCUGCUGGAGGAGAAAAAUGGUUAUUGGUGGGGGCACCCUAUGAAAUGAAUGGCGCUUACCAGACUGGGGAUGUAUAUAAAUGUUCACUGACCAAACGGACUAAUGGAAACGGCUGCACCAAGCUUAACCUAGGAAGGAUAUCUCUGACCAAUGUAUCAGAGCGGAAGGACAAGAUGAGGUUGGGAAUGACACUUACAACCAAUCCUAAGGAUAACAGCUUUGUGGCCUGUGGGCCACUUUGGUCCUAUGAAUGUGGAAGCUCUUACUACAGCACUGGUAUAUGCUCCAGAGUCAACGCUAGCUUCAAGUUCUCCAGAACAAUUGCACCUGCCUUUCAGAGAUGUGAGACCUAUAUGGACAUUGUGAUCGUUCUGGAUGGCUCAAACUCCAUCUACCCUUGGUAUGAAGUGCAGGCUUUUCUUAUUAACAUUCUUCAGAAGUUCUAUAUCGGACCGGGUCAAAUACAGGUUGGAGUUGUUCAGUACGGCGAAAAAGUUGUGCACGAGUUCAAACUCAAUGAUUUCAAAUCUGUUGAGGAAGUGGUGAAAAGAGCUCGCAGUAUCGACCAGCGAGGCGGCGAGGAGACCAACACGGCUCUUGGUAUCAACAUAGCACGCUCCGAAGCGUUCAAACAAGGAGGUCGACGUGGCGCCAAGAAAGUGAUGAUCGUAAUAACGGACGGAGAAUCACAUGACAGUCCCGAUCUCCAACCAGCCAUAGAGGAGAGUGAGAAGGAUGGAAUCACCCGCUACGCCAUUGCAGUUCUUGGCUACUACAACCGAAGAGGAAUCAACCCUGAGGCUUUCCUCAAUGAGAUCAAAUACAUUGCCAGUGAUCCGGACGACAAACACUUCUUUAACGUAACGGAUGAGUCGGCACUAAAGGACAUCGUGGAUGCGCUUGGCGAGCGAAUCUUCAGUUUAGAAGGAACGAGUAAAAAUGGGACAGCGUUUGGUCUCCAGAUGUCUCAAGCUGGAUUCUCCGCUCACAAUGUGGAGGAUGGGACUCUGGUGGGAGCGGUUGGGGCUUACGACUGGAAUGGGGCAGUGCUGAAAGAAACAAAGCAAGGGAAGGUGGUACCUCCUAAAGCUGCUUACACACAGGAGUUUCCAGAGGAGCUCAAAAACCAUGGGGCCUACUUGGGUUACACGGUGACAUCGGUGGUGUCGGCCAAAAAUGGUCGUCUCCUUGUGGCGGGAGCUCCGCGCUUCAACCAUACCGGCAAAGUGAUCAUUUUCACGCUGAAAAGCCCCGGCAACCUUACCAUCCUCCACUCCCUCAAAGGCCAGCAGAUUGGCUCAUAUUAUGGCAGUGAGAUUGCACCGGUGGAUAUCGAUGGAGAUGGUGUGACUGAUAACCUUUUGGUGGCUGCACCCAUGUUCUUCAGCGGAGGGAUGGAGAAGGGCAAAGUCUACAUCUACAGAGUGACCGAGCUGAAUCGCUUCAUUUUUGAAGGUGCAUUGGAGAUCCUUAACGGCGGCCAGAAUGCUCGUUUUGGCUCGUCGCUUGCACCAGUCCCUGAUUUAAAUGGGGAUGGCUUCAAUGACCUGGUGGUAGGAGCUCCACUGGAAGACGAUCACAAAGGAGCCAUCUAUGUUUUCUUUAGUCAGCAAAACAGAAUACUGCGAAAAUACAAACAGAGGAUCGCUGCGGCAGACUUGGCACCUGGCCUGCAGUACUUCGGCCGCAGUAUCCACGGAAUGAUGGAUAUGAACAACGAUGGUUUAGUUGAUCUGGCAGUAGGAUCCCUUGGUGCAGCUGUUCUCCUCUGGUCAAAGAGUGUCGUCCGCAUAUACACCGCAGUUAGGUUCGAACCGAGUAAGAUCAACAUCUUUGUGAAGGACUGUCAGAGGGGUGGCAAAGACGUGACCUGCAUGUCAGCCAUCGUGUGCUUCAACAUCACCGCAAGGACGGCCAUUGCCGCCACGCAGGAAAUCGGGAUCAAAUAUAACGUCUCCAUUGCGGAGCGACGGUUCAAUCCUCGGGCCAUACUGGACAACCCAAGCAAGUCUCAGCCUCAAAACCUGACACUUCUUCCCGGUGAGGAAAGGUGUGAGCACAUCUACUUCCAUGUCAUGGAAACCACAGACUAUGCAAGGCCAAUUGUGUUUACUGUACAAGUUGGGUUGUGGGAUGCGGACAAUGGACCAGUUCUCGAUGAAAGCUGGCCAACUGUGUCAAAAACUGAGUUGCCUUUCUGGAAUGGCUGUGACGAGGAUGACCGGUGCGUGCCGGACCUCGCACUGCAGAGUAUGACAGACCUGAUGACUCGAACUCAGUUCUGCUCGCAGCCUGUACAAUCUCGGGGCGCUUUCUGCCGCCAUCUCAACGAAGGAGGCACUGAAGGAUCUCUGCGGGUUCUAGAAGCUAACAGGAGAAGGAUGGUGGUGGAUGCUCGAUUAGAGAAUAAAGGAGAAAAUGCUUACAAUGCUCGCCUCAACAUUAGCUACUCUCCCAAUCUGCGCUUCUCCAGCCUCAUAUUGAAGGACAAUGCUGAUGUCAAGAUUGAGUGCUACAUCGAGGACAAACUGAGACAUGUGAAGAUCUGCAAUGUCAGUGCUCCAUUUAUGAAGUCGAAGGCACAGGUCUUGUUUCGUUUGGAGUUUGAGUUCAGCCGCAGCGUUUUCCUCAAUCACCUCAGAGUCAUGCUGGAAGCAAGCAGUAAUGGUGAGGAAGUGAGCACAGCUGACAAUUCCAAUGACAUCUAUUACUCACUGCAAUACGAGGCAGAUCUUCUUUUCACAAGGGAUUCAAAUCCAACUCGAUAUGAGAUCAAGCCUGAGCUAUCACUGGAGGAGCCAGGAGUUACUGGACCCCCUUUUAACUUCACUUUUCAGAUCCAGAACCUUGGCUACUUUCCUGUUAAAGAUCUACAGCUCAACAUUGAGGUCCCAGAAAUGACAAAAAAUGGAAAUCAGCUGCUACAGAUUUCUGAUUUCCAUAUCGACAAGAGAGAUGGCACAUACUGUUUACCACCUCAGCAUGUGGCCCAGAGCAGGGCGUCACCCGAGGACCUUACCCGCUUCUCUCGUUUGAAUCGAACCAACACCCUGAUACUGCCGAUACAAUGCAGCGUCAAUGUGGCUUCCUACAGAGAGAUCUCAGUUCGAAUCACUGGGGCUCUACGAGUACAGACUUUACAUGAACUGAAGUUUAAAAUCCUUGAACUGGUGACCAGUGCAACAGUGGAGCUGCCCUCCACCAGUCACAUGUUUCUACAUGAAGAGCGACCCAUCAGAAAUAUAAUACUGGAAGUCCGAAAGGAAGGAGAUUACCGAAUCCCAAUUUGGAUAAUCCUGGGCAGCACGCUGGGAGGACUCUUACUGUUAGCUCUGCUCAGUUUGGCGCUCUGGAAGUUGGGCUUCUUCCAGAGGCAGAAAAGGAAGGAUGAGGACGAGCGGGAAGCAAAUGGAAAAAUGCCGGAGGAGCGGUAACGCAGGUUGGAGGCCCCCAGCAGACACCUUUCCCAACAGGGGAGCCGACACUCAGGGACCACCCCUCCUUCCUCCCGCCCCCCAACACCCAGAGUGGCGCCACCUGGACAGCUGCGCGUGAUCACCGAGUCGAGGCUUCUUCAGCACACUGGACCUGUCCCACGCCACGACCCCUGACCCCCGGGAGUCAGCACUGUCACACCCACAGCAUAACUGCACUGUUACGGCGCCAGGGCCCGCCCUCGUCCGCGUAUCUCGCCGUCCUCCCUGUCGACCCCUCACAGGUUUUGGGGCUCUGUCGGGUCUGAGGAAGAACAGAGAUGGAAAUCUUUGGAGAAUUUCAGGCCCACAAAUCUUUUGUCUCUUCUCCUCUGUUUCUUUUAUUUUCUCAUAUUUAUUUACCUCGUAGUACAUUUUAUAGUACAUGAAACAACCUCAACUUGUCAAUCAAAAGGAAAAGGUAAAAUAUUUUACCGUAUGUUUAAAUUGAGGUUAAAAAGCAACUUUUAAAGUAAUUUAUGACAAUGUACAACUCAAAGUCACCAAGAAAAUUGAUGUUUUUAUCACAAAGAGACUUUUAUUUUCUCAGAAAAAAAAAUACUUUCAGCCUCAAAAACAAGCCAGAAGAUCUUUAAUUAUUUGAUGCACUUUUACUUUGUACAAAUUUAACUUGAAUGUGUAAAUAGAUUUAUAUACGUUUUUAUAUCCCUUCAAAUAUUAUUAUUCUCCACAUGGUUUGUGGCAUUACGUUUGAAAAAAAAAGAGAAAAGAAAUAAAGAAUAUGGACAUGUUAUUGUAGCAAAA
This is a messenger RNA of Nerophis lumbriciformis (worm pipefish), 4565 nucleotides long. RefSeq names its product integrin, alpha 11a (gene itga11a). Gene Ontology annotation, cellular component: integrin complex; external side of plasma membrane. The record is from RefSeq and is a predicted model, not a curated record. Gene Ontology annotation, biological process: cell-cell adhesion; cell-matrix adhesion; integrin-mediated signaling pathway. NCBI's taxonomy places the organism in Eukaryota, Metazoa, Chordata, Actinopteri, Syngnathiformes, Syngnathidae. Gene Ontology annotation, molecular function: integrin binding.